AUGGCGGAUAAUAUGUCAACGCUUGAACCACAUUGGGGAUACGUUGAUCGUAUAUUGCCAUGUAAGAAUGAUCCUGGCUCGUGUGAAUAUCUGGAUGCUGUUUAUCAUACUCAUGAUUUAUCAAUGCUCUACACUUUCAUUCUAUGGGCAGUCAUCGGAGGUCUUCUUAUUAUACUCACCAUACUUCAUUUCAUGAAACCUUCAGGGAAAAUUACCACCGAAGUCAGGGACUCUGAAAUUCAAAGUAGAGCGAACACUUUAUCUUGGUAUUAUCGUACAUGGCGAGGAACAACAGCUACUUUCCGACGAUUUCUUCUUCCAGAGAGUUUUGUUAAAUUCUUCGGACAUGUUACCAGAUUGCAAGUAUUGAUACUAGCGAUCUUGCUAGGUUAUUUACUCAUAUUCACUUUUGUGGGAGAAGUCUAUAAAAGAUGGAUAACGCCAGUAAAAAAGACAAAUUUAUUCAAUACUCGGUCUGGACUCGGCGGUUUUUCCGAUCGUGUAGGAGCAUUCGCAUACGCAUUAACACCUUUCACCGUCCUACUGAGUUCUCGUGAAUCAGUUCUUAGUCUCGCUACUGGAAUUCCAUAUCAAUCAUUCAACUUUUUACACCGCUGGACUGGUCGUGUCAUCUUUAUUCAAUCGGCUGUACAUGCCUUUGGUUGGACACUUAUCGAAGCACGAUUAUAUCAACCACAGCCUACCACUUUCCGAACUUGGAUAAAGCAGCCAUAUAUGAUUUGGGGUUGCGUCGCAUUAAUAUUUCUUUGCUUUUUAUACGUCUUUAGUAUCCGAAGGGUUAUUCAGUGGACAGGAUAUGAAUUUUUUAGAAAGACUCAUUAUGUGGUUGCUUGUUUAUAUAUUGGUGCAUGUUGGGGCCACUGGCAACAACUCAAAUGUUGGAUGAUUGCCUCUCUCGGAUUAUUUUUCAUCGAUCGAGGUGUAAGGAUACUCCGAACCUUGCUAAUCCACGUUGGAUAUUUUGACUCCAAUGGUAAUGCAGGUCUCGGAUUCCACCCCGCACAAUCAACACUCCAAUACUUCGACGACAAAGACGGCGGAGUAAUCCGUCUCGAAUUCAAUCACAGACAUGCACCAUGGUCCCUAGGCCAACAUUUCUUUCUCUGUUUCCCCGCCCUCAAUAUCUGGCAAUCUCAUCCCUUAACCAUCGCAUCUCUACCCUCAAACCACCACACCUACAUCAUCCGAUGCCGAUCCGGCGAAACCGGAAAUCUCAAAACCCUAGCCUUAAAUAAUCAACUCACCACUCCCGUAAUCCUCAGCGGACCCUACGGAGAACGCCUCUUAAAACCCAACGAAGAACCAACCAAUAUCCUAGCCAUAGCCGGCGGAACAGGUAUUUCUUUAACCUUACCUCUUAUUCUAGCAGCCACUGCUAGCGACGCACCCUUUUAUCCAGGAAGAGCUAUCGAUUUCAUCUGGACUGUUAGACGAAGUUCAUGUCUAGAAUGGAUUAGCGAGGAAUUGGAGACGAUUAAACAGAGAGCGCGGGAUACGAAAAUAAAUCUCAACGUGCAUAUCUAUAUCACGCAAGAAGAAGAACCCUCUUCAUCCCUAGAAGAAGAAGAAAAAACAGAAGAAAAUACGUGGAAUGAGGAGAAAAUGAUUAAAUCAGAUACAAUCCUAACUUCGAAUUCGAAUUCGGGUUCGGAUCCAAGUGCGGAAAAUUCAGGGGUUGGAUUUAAAAUAUCUUAUUUGGGUGGUUGUAAAUGCUGUCAUCCGGAUCUUCAGGGACUGGUUAAGAGGUUUAUGGACGAGAGAGCGGGGGAGGCAUAUAGGACGAGGGUGGUAGCAAGUGGACCUAAGGGCAUGGGAAGGGAUUUGAGGAGAGCGGUUGCGAGGUGCUGUGAUGGGGGGAUGGUUUUUAGGGGGAAGAAUAGAGGUGAUGUGGAGUUGGUUUGGGAUGCUAGGGAUUAG
Messenger RNA from Sclerotinia sclerotiorum 1980 UF-70, 1938 nucleotides. RefSeq lists its product as hypothetical. The transcript is spliced from 4 exons. The record is from RefSeq and is a predicted model, not a curated record. Bases 1 to 1938 code for a protein of 645 amino acids. Gene Ontology annotation, biological process: iron ion transport; intracellular iron ion homeostasis; copper ion import. Gene Ontology annotation, molecular function: ferric-chelate reductase activity. Lineage: Eukaryota; Fungi; Ascomycota; Leotiomycetes; Helotiales; Sclerotiniaceae. Gene Ontology annotation, cellular component: plasma membrane.